UAUGAAGGUGCUGCAAAAGAAGGUGGUAGAGGACCAAGCAUUUGGGAUACCUUCACUCACAAAUAUCCAGAAAAGAUUAACGAUAGCAGCAAUGGAGAUAUCACUGUUGAUCAAUAUCACCGCUAUAAGGAAGAUGUGGGGAUUAUGAAGAAUAUGGGGUGGGAUGCUUAUCGAUUCUCUAUCUCAUGGUCAAGAUUGUUACCAAAUGGAAAGUUAAGUGGAGGAGUGAACAAGGAAGGAAUCAAGUAUUACAACAAUCUCAUCAAUGAGCUCUUACGCAAUGGUUUAACGCCAUUUGUGACACUCUUCCAUUGGGAUCUUCCCCAAACUUUAGAAGAUGAAUAUGGUGGUUUCUUAAGCCCUCAUAUUGUCAAUCAUUUUCAAGAUUACGCAGAACUUUGUUAUAAGGAAUUUGGUGAUCGAGUAAAGCAUUGGAGCACAGUGAAUGAGCCGUAUACCUUCAGUAACAAUGGUUAUGCACUCGGGUCCCUUGCGCCGGGACGAUGCUCCACUUGGCAGCAGCUAAACUGCACCGGCGGAGAUUCAUCUACUGAACCAUAUUUGGUAACACACCACCAGCUCCUUGCUCAUGCAGCUGCUGUAAAAUUGUACAAGAAUAGAUACCAGGCAUCUCAAAAUGGAGUGAUAGGGAUAACACUGAAU
Prunus avium (sweet cherry) is the source of this 663-nucleotide messenger RNA. NCBI's taxonomy places the organism in Eukaryota, Viridiplantae, Streptophyta, Magnoliopsida, Rosales, Rosaceae. The record is from RefSeq and is a predicted model, not a curated record.